AUGGUCGGUCGAUUGAAUGAAUCAACUAAGAGACGACUACUAAAAGAUUUCAAGCGGCUGCAGGUCGACCCACCUCCGGGCGUGAAUGCGGCCCCAGAAGGCAACGAUUUGACUAUCUGGAGUGCGGUCAUCUUUGGACCGGAGGAAACAAUAUGGCAGGGAGGCACGUUCAGGUUGAGUAUGGCAUUUCCGGAAGACUACCCGGCUAGACCACCUGUGGUCAGGUUCAUAACUAGUAUAUUCCAUCCCAAUGUAUACCAGAAUGGUGAUAUCUGUCUAGAUAUAUUACAGAAUCAAUGGACGCCGAUAUAUGACAUUAGCGGAAUCCUGACUUCCAUUCGGUCGUUGUUGUCAGAUCCGAAUCCACAGUCGCCGGCGAACUCAGAGGCAGCGCGACUGUACGUGGAGAACCGACGAGAGUACAACCGAAGAGUGCAGCGUUGCGUGGACGACUCGCUGCAGGCCAUUAGUGAGGACGUGCAGACGGAAGUUAGCGCUCCUUCGAAGGACGCAGCUCCACCGACUACGGAAGCAGUAGCGAAUAACUAA
This is a messenger RNA of Gregarina niphandrodes, 549 nucleotides long. RefSeq names its product putative ubiquitin-conjugating enzyme E2. Gene Ontology annotation, biological process: DNA repair; protein polyubiquitination; proteasome-mediated ubiquitin-dependent protein catabolic process. The coding region runs from base 1 to 549 and encodes 182 amino acids. The transcript is spliced from 4 exons. NCBI's taxonomy places the organism in Eukaryota, Apicomplexa, Conoidasida, Eugregarinorida, Gregarinidae. The record is from RefSeq and is a predicted model, not a curated record. Gene Ontology annotation, molecular function: ubiquitin conjugating enzyme activity.